This is a messenger RNA of Bipolaris zeicola 26-R-13, 501 nucleotides long. RefSeq lists its product as uncharacterized. Lineage: Eukaryota; Fungi; Ascomycota; Dothideomycetes; Pleosporales; Pleosporaceae. The record is from RefSeq and is a predicted model, not a curated record. The transcript has 2 exons. The coding region runs from base 1 to 501 and encodes 166 amino acids.
AUGUUGUACAUACUGCACUUCAAACGUCUUGCAGUGCAUUUUUUUGUACGAGUUUCCUUCCACGCGCGCGCGUGCGUUGUGCCGGGUAAAUGGAAAUCGAUGCGUUGCGAGGGUUGCGGAAAUGCCGUGUGUUCGGAGUUUCUAUGUAGAUUGGAUGCGUGUACAAGGGGUGAACGGAGGUACAAGCGAGAGGGUUGUGUAGCAAACGAGUGCACGUGGGUAUCCGAUGUGGGUAUCGCUCAUUCAAGGCUAUGUGUUCGAGGGUCUCCUUGGAUUUGUGUAAUACAUGACACACGGUUAGGCUGUGAGCGCUCCAGGUCCAUUUUUACAGUUUCAAAACACUUUGCACGUCUUAUCUCGUUUUUUGUUAAUGACAUCAUGUUGUUUGGUCUUGUUGUACAGCACGUGAUGAGCACGUUCACAAGAUACAUAUCGUUUGCUACCCAGCAUUGUAUGAGGAUGACAACAUCGAGUCUGAAUCAUAAAGAACAUUUUUCAUAA